Messenger RNA from Saccostrea echinata, 515 nucleotides. RefSeq names its product small ribosomal subunit protein eS19-like. The coding region runs from base 11 to 463 and encodes 150 amino acids. The record is from RefSeq and is a predicted model, not a curated record. Gene Ontology annotation, cellular component: cytosolic small ribosomal subunit; ribosome. Lineage: Eukaryota; Metazoa; Mollusca; Bivalvia; Ostreida; Ostreidae. Gene Ontology annotation, biological process: ribosomal small subunit assembly; translation. Gene Ontology annotation, molecular function: RNA binding; structural constituent of ribosome. The transcript is spliced from 4 exons.
UCUUUGUAGGAUGGGUAUCUCAGUGAAGGAUGUCAAUUCACAUGAAUUCACAAAGUCACUUGCUGCUUUCCUGAAAAAGCAAGGUAAAAUGAAGAUACCAGACUGGGUUGGCAUCGUAAAACUUGCAAAGUUUAAUGAACUGGCUCCAUAUGAUGAUGACUGGUACUAUGUACGGGCUGCUUCUGUAUGUCGCCAUUUGUACAUCAGAUCACCAGUUGGUGUUGGAGCAUUUUCCAAACUUUAUUCAGGGCGCAAGAGGAACGGAACAGCACCUAGCCAUUUCUGCAAAGGAAAUACAUCAAUUAACCGCAAGGUUCUGCAGUCUCUAGAGGGAAUGAAACUAGUGGAGAAAGACACUGCAACAGGUGGCAGGAAAUUGACCCCUCAAGGCAGGAAAGAUUUGGACAGAAUUGCUGCCCAAGUGAAUGAAAAGCACAACCCAAGACCAUCCAAAAAGGAAUAAGACUGCCAUCUUAAUAUGACUGGUGUCCAUUAAAUACAUGUGAUUGUAAAAA